UUUGCUCCGUCAUUUUCGAGCACAAUUUUCGCAUUUUUGAUUCACAUCUUGUCAGAACAGAGCAGGUACAUAUACACUAGCACAAAUUGCCCAAGCCUCCAGGAAAACAAAACAAAGGCGAUGGGUCAAAACGUCAAGAAGAAGAUCACGCCGGCGCAGCUGCCGGAGGAAUUGGUCCGGGAGGAGAUUCUCACACGACUCCCGAUAAAAUCGGCGGUGCGUUUCAAAAUCGUGUCCAAAUCUUGGCUCUCUCUUUUCUCCGACCCUAAUUUCUGGAAAAAGCAUCUCACUCGCAACUCUUCUCAAAACCCUAAUGACUACGACUGUCUCGUGGCUGCUAAACACCGCAGAGUCGUCGUUCUCUCUCGCUACAAAGAAACAUUUGUACUGCCUUCCGAUAAUUACGAGGUGGUUGGUUCUGUUCAGGGCUUAAUUUGUCUCCGCCGUGCCAAAAAAUUGUCGUUAUGGAACCCUGCUAUUCAUCAGUCCAGGGAGUUCACUCUUCCGGCACAACAUCAAGAACGUCAUGCUGAUCCGAGCCACAUUGGACUCGGUUUCGAUCACCCAUCGAAUGAUUACAAGGUGGUUGUCUGCUAUGUGUCGGGUGAUUCUCGGUAUGGUUGUGUUUACUCGGGGAAUUCUGAUUCGUGGAGCGAUGUGUUUGUUCCUGAUAAUGUGUUUUUCAGAACUGAAAAAAAGGACUGGGAGAAGCGCGGACCCAAGACUAUUGCUAAGUACUGUCCUUAUUGGAAAUGCCGUACGUAUCUGUCUAAUGAUGUGCAUGUUCGAUCUUUGGCUGUCAUGAAGUUCGAUGUGGGGAGUAAUGAAUUCAAGUUGUUGCCUGAAUUUGAGUUUGGUGCAAGUGAACAGAAUUGGGACCAUGGCAAGCGCUAUGCACUAGUCACUCUGAAUGAUUGUCUUACUUUGAUGACGUAUAAGCCGUCUAAAGAUAGUGUUGUGAAUGUUUAUUCAUUGGACGAGGAAGGUUUGUGUGUUUGGAGUAAAAUUUAUAGUGUUGGACCUCUUGAUCUUGAUACCCAUCAUUUGGACUUGUCACAGGGUUUUAGGUAUGGGGGAGAGUUUGUAUGUCAUUUUUGCGGAAAUUUUGUCUGCUAUGAUCCCCAAACAAAUACAGUCAACCGACUUGCUGGUAGUACUUCUCAUUUGAAUCUGAUAAGCUGCUUUCCGUAUGUGCCUAGUUUGGUUUACCUUCAAGGAAUGAAGACUGUUCAUAUGCAAACCCAAGCUCGUAUAUCUGGUAACACUUUCAGAACUCCUCGACGAUUGAUUAAUUCACUAAGGGGAUGAUAUGUUGCUCAAGGUCGACCAGCAGUUUAGACUAUUUUAAUGUCUGACUAAAUGUUUAGUUAGACAAUUAAUCAUUCAGUAAACAGACAGAUCUUUUGUUUGACCUCAACUAGCCGUUUAGACUAUUUUAGUGUUCCAUGAUCAGUUAAACCACUUCAAAUUUAGAGUCCCGAUUUGGUAACUAUGUGCCUUUUGGACUUCUUGUUUUCCUUAGAUCCUUAGGUUCUGUUUGUAGUCAUAGUAUGGAAUUGGGAACAUAUUACUACUAGUUUCGUGGUUUCUUCUAUAUUAAUGUCGCCCUCACUUUCUUUCCUAGCUA
This is a messenger RNA of Daucus carota subsp. sativus, 1627 nucleotides long. Its product is annotated as F-box/kelch-repeat protein At3g23880. The record is from RefSeq and is a predicted model, not a curated record. NCBI's taxonomy places the organism in Eukaryota, Viridiplantae, Streptophyta, Magnoliopsida, Apiales, Apiaceae. The transcript has a single exon. Gene Ontology annotation, molecular function: protein binding. Bases 121 to 1308 code for a protein of 395 amino acids.